AUGUUGCUAGUGACCCGCCCAAAAUUCACUCAACCUUUAUCAAAUCGGGAUUACACUUCUGAUAAGCCAUUAAGGCUAAAUGUUCGUGUAGAAGGCAAUCCUGUGCCAGAGGUUAAAUGGCUUAAGGAUUGGCGGCCAGUUGCCGAAUCUUCACGCGUUCAUCUGAUUCAAGAAGAUUCGAAUUUGCGUACACUGCUUAUUGAUCAACCCAUUUGGAGCGAUUCCGGCAUUUAUACCUGUACUGCCUUCAACGACGCAGGUCAAGCAGUUACUUCUUGUACUAUUACUGUAGAAGGUUAUCCAAAUAUUUUUUAA
Messenger RNA from Meloidogyne enterolobii, 315 nucleotides. NCBI's taxonomy places the organism in Eukaryota, Metazoa, Nematoda, Chromadorea, Rhabditida, Meloidogynidae. The record is from the annotation of a GenBank genome assembly.